GGUUGCCUCUCGCAGCCAGAGUCAGUUGGGGAAAGGCUGUGGUAGUAGGGAGCGCUCGGAGCCGCCGCCAUCAUGAGGGAGAUCGUGCACCUGCAGGCCGGGCAGUGCGGGAACCAGAUCGGAGCCAAGUUCUGGGAGGUGAUCAGCGACGAGCAUGGUAUUGACCCCACUGGCACCUACCACGGGGACAGCGACCUACAACUGGAGCGCAUCAAUGUCUACUACAAUGAGGCCACAGGCGGCAAGUACGUGCCCCGCGCCGUGCUGGUGGACCUGGAGCCCGGCACCAUGGACUCGGUGCGCUCCGGGCCCUUCGGGCAGAUAUUCAGGCCAGACAACUUCGUGUUCGGUCAGAGCGGAGCAGGAAACAACUGGGCAAAGGGCCAUUAUACGGAAGGUGCUGAAUUAGUCGAUUCUGUGUUAGAUGUUGUAAGGAAGGAGGCAGAAAGCUGCGAUUGUCUCCAGGGCUUUCAGCUUACUCACUCCCUGGGUGGUGGCACAGGCUCUGGCAUGGGUACCCUUCUUAUCAGCAAAAUCCGUGAGGAGUACCCAGACCGAAUUAUGAAUACUUUCAGUGUGGUGCCCUCCCCUAAAGUGUCAGAUACUGUAGUCGAGCCCUACAACGCCACGCUGUCUGUGCACCAGCUGGUGGAGAACACAGACGAGACGUACUGUAUCGAUAACGAGGCGCUGUACGACAUUUGCUUCAGAACACUGAAGUUAACAACCCCCACCUACGGUGAUCUGAACCACCUCGUGUCAGCCACCAUGAGCGGUGUCACCACCUGCCUGCGGUUCCCAGGCCAGCUCAACGCUGACCUGCGGAAGCUGGCAGUGAACAUGGUUCCUUUCCCACGUCUGCACUUUUUCAUGCCUGGUUUUGCCCCACUCACGAGCCGUGGGAGCCAGCAGUACCGGGCUCUAACCGUGCCAGAGCUCACCCAGCAGAUGUUCGAUGCCAAGAACAUGAUGGCGGCUUGUGACCCUCGUCACGGCCGCUAUCUGACCGUGGCCGCCGUCUUUAGGGGCCGCAUGUCCAUGAAAGAGGUGGAUGAGCAAAUGCUCAAUGUUCAGAACAAAAAUAGCAGCUAUUUUGUUGAAUGGAUCCCUAAUAACGUUAAGACAGCAGUCUGUGACAUUCCACCUCGCGGCCUCAAAAUGUCUGCCACCUUCAUUGGCAACAGCACGGCCAUCCAGGAGCUGUUCAAACGCAUUUCUGAGCAGUUCACUGCGAUGUUCCGCAGAAAGGCCUUCCUGCACUGGUACACAGGUGAGGGCAUGGACGAGAUGGAGUUCACAGAGGCUGAGAGCAACAUGAACGACCUGGUCUCUGAGUACCAGCAGUACCAGGAUGCCACAGCUGAGGAGGAGGGAGAGUUCGAGGAGGAGGGUGAAGAAGAAGCAGAGUGAAGCUAUGCAGUGGAACCACCUGUAAAUUUUGUUUAAAGUUGUAUGAACUCUCUCAUUCAAAAGUUCUGUUUGUGUUGUGUUAUUAUUGCUGUUUCCGAGUCACUCCCAAUGCUGUACAGGCACCAUUAAAGCAGUUUUCACAGUGCAA
Catharus ustulatus (Swainson's thrush) is the source of this 1558-nucleotide messenger RNA. It is a transcript of the gene TUBB4B, whose product is annotated as tubulin beta 4B class IVb. The record is from RefSeq and is a predicted model, not a curated record. Bases 73 to 1410 code for a protein of 445 amino acids. Gene Ontology annotation, molecular function: structural constituent of cytoskeleton; GTP binding; GTPase activity. Gene Ontology annotation, biological process: mitotic cell cycle; microtubule cytoskeleton organization. Gene Ontology annotation, cellular component: microtubule; cytoplasm. The transcript is spliced from 4 exons. Lineage: Eukaryota; Metazoa; Chordata; Aves; Passeriformes; Turdidae.